AUGAAGUCCUCUCUCCUCACCCUCGCCCUUUCUUCGGCUCCUCUGGCCGCCUUCGCUCUCCCCGCCCUCGACGGCGUGACUGGCGGCUUGCCUGUCAACAUCAACGGCUUGACUGAUGGUCUUCCCGUCAACGACCUAACCGGAGGCCUGCCCUUGGGCGAUGCCACCAACAGCCUCAAGCUCGACUCCGUCACCGGCAGUGUUGAGCAGGGCCUCGGCCGCCGCGACCUGCCCGUCAACUCGGUGCUCGACAGCGUCCCUGCGCUCAAGGGCGUUUCGACUGGCGGGCUGCUCGCCCGCCACGUCGAGAUCGCGGCCAAGCAGAAGGCCGCCAACGUCAACCUCCAGGCGCGCCACUCGCAGGCCACGCUCGCCAGCAGCUGCCACACCCUCGCUGCUACGCUCUCGUCGCAGGUCGAAUCGCUCAAGGCCGCCCAGAAGUCGGGAUCGAUCGAGAAGGUGACGUCCACCGUGACCGAGAUCAAGAAGACCGUCACCGUGACCACCGAGCAGGUCAAGACGAUCAAGGUCGAGAAGACAACGAGCUCGGUCGUGUCCCACGACGAGGUGGCAAACGUCACCAAGGUCUCGGACAGCCUCAAGGGUCUCAAGGUCGAGGAGGUCAGGACCAUCCUCGGCAACACCAAGGUCGUCGACGCUUUCAGGACCGUCAAGGGUGCCCAAACCAUCGUCUCGGCCGUGCUCAAGCUCGACGUCGCCGGUGCCGUCAAGGUCAUCACCGCUUUCUCCGCCGUCCGGUCUGUUGAGAAGCUCCUUGCCGCCCUGCACGGCCUCGACCUGGCCGCCGUCGUCGCCACUGCCGGCAAGCUGGAGCUGCUCGAGAAGGUUGAGGGUGCCACCGCGCUCGUCAAGCUCUGCCACUCCGACGUCAAGGUGCUCGAGCUCAUCUCGGUCUUCAGCACGGUCAAGGGUGUCGUUGCGCUGCUCGAGGUCCUCGUCUCGGUCGUCGUCUCGGACGUCGUCGCCCUGCUCGCCGUCCUGGUCAAGGUGACCAACCUCUCGCAGCUCCUCGUCGCACUCGGCAAGAUCCACGACCUCAAUGCCUUCUUCGUCGCCCUCCGCCUCGUCUCGUCCGUCUACAGCAGCCAGUCCCUGCUCCAGGCCGUCGUCUCGAUCCUCUUCGCCGUCGUCGGUGGUGUCGAGGAGACCAUCAGCGCUGCCCUCGAUGAACUGCAGGGCGUCCUCGCCACCCUUAUCGAGACUGUCGAGGGCGUCGUGGCCACGGCCGUCUACGAUGUCGACGAGGUCCUCGACGUCGUCGCUGACCUCCACGGCACCCUCCAGGGCCUGACCGCGGUGAUUCACACUGUCGUCGGUGGCGUUGCUCCUGGCCUUCUUGGCCUCGUCGGCGGCCUUCUCGCCGUCGUUGGCAAGCUCGUCGCCGUCAUCGUCUAA
Molecule: messenger RNA, 1416 nt
Organism: Pseudozyma flocculosa PF-1
Lineage: Eukaryota; Fungi; Basidiomycota; Ustilaginomycetes; Ustilaginales; Ustilaginaceae
Exons: 1
Coding region: 1-1416 (471 amino acids)
Source: RefSeq, a predicted model, not a curated record